CCCUCCCCCCCCUCCCCCCGGGCUGCCGCCGUUCGAGUCUUGGGCCUCCCCGCCUCGUGGCUGGCUCUCCGCCGCCUCGCGUUAAUCUGCCUCCCACUACCCCCACCCGUAAACCACCACUCGCGCUGCGGGCGCUGCGGGUACGCCCGCACACCCGGACACGCGCUCGAAAAGUUAUCUGCGGCAGGAAUUUUGAUUUAAAGCUUUCGUGACUGCGGUAAUUCAUAUUCUUGGCUCUUUCGGUAAGGUCACGUUUUAUAUGUAUAUUUGUAUUUGUGUUAUUUUAUCGUUUCCCUACAACGUGACUUUACCGGAAAGAGCUAAGGGUAUCUGCGGCUCAGCUCGGCUCGGCUCGGCUCGGAUUACGCAGCGAGACGGCACCCUUGAUGCGAUCGUCGCCAACGUGAAACACCGCCUUGCGUGAGAGCGCGCCGGGUAAAUCCUACCGAUGGUGAUAUUCGCGCGUCGAUGCCCUGUACAAACACGGCAGAGGCAGGCGAUCCCGCCGAUGGUGAUAUUCGCGCGUUGAUGCCCUGUACAAACAGGGUAGGCGAUCCUACCGAUGGUGAUAUUCGCGCGUCGAUGCCCUGUACAAACACGGCAGGGGCAGGCGAUCCUACCGAUGGUGAUAUUCGCGCGUCGAUGCCCUGUACAAACACGGCAGGGGCAGGCGAUCCUACCGAUGGUGAUAUUCGCGCGUUGAUGCCCUGUACAAACAGGGUAGGCGAUCCUACCGAUGGUGAUAUUCACGCGUUGAUGCCCUGUACAAACAGGGCAGGCGAUCCUACCGAUGGUGAUAUUCACGCGUUGAUGCCCUGUACAAACAGGGCAGGCGAUCCCGCCGAUGGUGAUAUUCGCGCGUUGAUGCCCUGUACAAACAGGGCAGGCGAUCCUGCCGAUGGUGAUAUUCGCGCGUUGAUGCCCUGUACAAACAGGGUAGGCGAUCCUACCGAUGGUGAUAUUCGCGCGUCGAUGCCCUGUACAAACACUGCGGGCGCAGGCGAUCCUACCGAUGGUGAUAUUCGCGCGUCGAUGCCCUGUACAAACAGGGCAGGCGAUCCUACCGAUGGUGAUAUUCGCGCGUUGAUGCCCUGUACAAACAUGGCAGGCGAUCCUACCGAUGGUGAUAUUCGCGCGUUGAUGCCCUGUACAAACACGGCAGGGGCAGGCGAUCCCGCCGAUGGUGAUAUUCGCGCGUUGAUGCCCUGUACAAACAGGGCAGGCGAUCCUACCGAUGGUGAUAUUCACGCGUUGAUGCCCUGUACAAACACGGCAGGGGCAGGCGAUCCUACCGAUGGUGAUAUUCGCGCGUUGAUGCCCUGUACAAACAGGGCAGGCGAUCCUACCGAUGGUGAUAUUCACGCGUUGAUGCCCUGUACAAACAGGGUAGGCGAUCCUGCCGAUGGUGAUAUUCGCGCGUCGAUGCCCUGUACAAACACGGCAGGGGCAGGCGAUCCUACCGAUGGUGAUAUUUGCGCGUCGAUGCCCUGUACAAACACGGCAGGGGCAGGCGAUCCUACCGAUGGUGAUAUUCGCGCGUUGAUGCCCUGUACAAACAGGGUAGGCGAUCCUACCGUUGGUGAUAUUCGCGCGUUGAUGCCCUGUACAAACAUGGCAGGCGAUCCUACCGAUGGUGAUAUUCGCGCGUUGAUGCCCUGUACAAACACGGCAGGGGCAGGCGAUCCUACCGAUGGUGAUAUUCGCGCGUUGAUGCCCUGUACGAACAGGGCAGGCGAUCCCGCCGAUUGUGAUAUUCGCGCGUCGAUGCCCCCGGGGGGGCGGACGAGGCCCGCGAAAUCAUUUGGUCCUCUGGCCCUGCCAAGUCGACCGCGGGCGGGUACUCGAAAUUCAAUAAAUCUUCGGAGCAAACCUGGCCAGGGCGGUCGCGAGGAGCGACAACACCGUCGAUACCGGCCAACAUCAUCACCCGCAAGCCUCGCCAAAGAGAAGCAGUUCCAGCCCAUCGCGUUGCGGGGGUGCCGAGUGAAUUAAACGUUUGACCGAAUGCAACGGGCUAAUUUUUAAGUUGGUGAAUUUCGCAUGGCCCGCGAAUGACCAUACGUAGAUGUCCCAAAGGGCCCUUGGGCAGAGAAAAAGGCUCCCCACCCCCUCGUCUCAAAAACGCCUCUCAAAGCGUCUUCCCUUCCGCCGGAAGCCGCCGCCGCCGCCGCUGCGAUUCUGUGUUUUUUUUUAGGUCUUCCAGACGAGUCGCCAAUUGGUGGCACAAAAAAACACCGCGGCCGUUGACGCAAUCGCCACGAGAAAAAAGUCGCAGGGUGCGGUGAAACGCACGCUGCACCGCAACUUGCGGAUUCGGUCUUGCCGAACUGCUGAACGCAAAACGCCCCUUGUGUUGCGGGGAUCACCGUCUCGCGAAUGAACGAGGCUAGGGGCUGUUUGUGCGCUGGGAGAGGCGUCUCGCGGCCAUCAUUUGAAACUCUGUGCCACCGCUCUUUCAAGGCGGUGAGGGUUUCAUUCAUGGGCGGUUCGUGGUUGCACUCACCCGCCCACCUACCCACAUACUUACGCAUCCACGCACUCACUCACUCACCCACCCAUC
Messenger RNA from Petromyzon marinus (sea lamprey), 2560 nucleotides. The record is from RefSeq and is a predicted model, not a curated record. Lineage: Eukaryota; Metazoa; Chordata; Hyperoartia; Petromyzontiformes; Petromyzontidae.